CGCUUCCGCUUUGCAAAAGUAAAAUGUAAUGGGUUAGAGUGUAGUUUCAAUUUCGCAGGACGUUUCCAACUAAAUACGGCGUCGAUAAAUUGGAUAAAUUGGAUUAAAAGCAUUAAUGUAAAUUAGCGAAAAUGUUCACUGGGAGUAAAGUUUCAAACGACAACGGCUUUUGGCCAUGCAUUGGAAUAGCAGCUCUUAACGUCAACAACAGCUCGAGCAGGUUUAAUAGCAAGCCACUGGUAAUGCCAGAACUGAAAACCCAGAACCAGUUCACGGGGAACGGUGUCCAGGGCUCGGUACCGUCCUCGCCUGAGACGGACUGCGAGGAAACAGACGCAUAUUCCUCCAUCUACACCGCCCUGGAAAUGGACACUCGAGACAUUAUUGACAUUUUCUUAAAAAGCUUUACAGGACUCCCUCAUUCUAAAAAUGGAAAAAAACAGGUUCUGGCUACGAUGAAGCGGGUUGUGGAUAGUCUCGAGGUGAAACACGAAAAGGCUUACAAAGGUAUGAUUGCACGGCUGAAUCUGGAGCAGAAAGGAGAAGAUGUGAGUUUUGUCAAGAUUGUGGCGACAGAACUCUUCAGCGAUGGCAUCACAAACUGGGGUCGCAUUGCCAGCCUUUUGACUUUUGGGGCAAUGGUAUGCAAGCAUCAGAAUGACAGAGGACUUGGCAAGUGUGUGAGUCUGGUGGGGGAAGAGAUCUCUUCCUAUCUUCUCACAGACCAACGGGACUGGCUGCUCAAAAACAAAGCAUGGGAUGGCUUUGUGGAAUUUUUUCGUGUCCCGGAUACAGAGGCAGCUGUGAGAAACACACUGAUGGCCAUUGGUAGUGUGGCAACAUUUGGAGCUGCACUUGCUUAUUUGAUACGGUGAAUCCAAAUGGACUUUGAGACAGUUAUUGAAACACAAAAAGGACUCUGAGGGAACCCUUUUUCUUUGUCUUCUCGAAAACAUCUAAGAGAAAUCCAGUUUGCUUUUUGUUUUCAAUAUUUUCUUGUUUGGAUAUCAAGUGUACAUAAAAAGUGGAUCGAAUUGAAAACUAUUUUUUUAUUAAAAAGUAAAAUUUAAAAUGGUCAGCUGUUCAGAUCUCAAUUGUUGACAUGCAGGUAACACUUUUAAUGCCAGCUUUUGUGUGCGGUUUACACAAGAAUUUACACGUUCAGCAGUGUUCUGUGUUCUAGACAUUAUAUUUGGCAAAACUGCAAAUUUGAGAAAGACGUACAUUUAAAAAUUUACAUCUGUUGCAACUCAUUUAUUGUUUUUAAAAUGGUUUAAUCGGCCAUUAACAUCUUUAUAUUUUCACAAUGGCACUUUGUUUCAAAAAUGUUCUUUUGCGAUCUAGUGCACAUGUAUCCACAUAUGACUUCAGGUGCUGGCUUUAGCUUUAAGUAAGCUUUAAAGCUUUUAUCUAAAAGCUUAUGGUGGUUCUGAUUUUGAGUCCUAAGCUUAGGGCUAUGAUAGCUAACCACAAGGCUGCUAAAUGUUUUCAUUACCUGCAGGUUGAUCAUUUGGAUACACAGAAGUUUGAGAAGUAAUGGUUGUUGAUCUAAUGACCAUUUCUGAACCGCAAAUUAAACCUUAUUUUAAAAUUCUUAGUUAAUUAAUCCCUCACCGCCAUUAAAUAGGUGGCUAGGUAAAGUACAAACUGCAUGUGCUUUAUUUAGCUAAUCAUUAGUAGCUUCAAAGGUUUUGUAGCUUUUCACCUGUACUUGUCAUUGUAGCAGACUUGUGUAAAAUGGUGGAAGUUGACGAUUUCUGUGUAUGCUCUCAAGUCACUGUUAUUGCAGCCUUGUGGGGAAAAAAAGUAGCACUGUGCAAAGUUUGUCAGUCACAAAGAAACUCAUUGAUGUAUGUGGACACCAUUCGGGAGGGGGAGUGGGGGAUUCAUGUAUGUUAUUUCAAAGAGUUUGCUUAGCCAUUUUCUUGAAUCACACUUUAUAAACUGUAGGGCCCAAGCAUAUUAACACUUCAUACACAUCUCCCUUGCCAUUCUUCUAGCUUUUGCCACGAAUGGUUUAUAACCAAAUCUACCAGCCAUUGAUGUUUAUUAUUUUCUGUAUGACUGAGUGUCUUGACUGUAAUCUUAACUCAAAAUAUAUCUUUUAUUUUGUCACCUGUAA
This is a messenger RNA of Puntigrus tetrazona (Sumatra barb), 2122 nucleotides long. It is a transcript of the gene mcl1b, whose product is annotated as MCL1 apoptosis regulator, BCL2 family member b. Gene Ontology annotation, cellular component: mitochondrial outer membrane. Gene Ontology annotation, biological process: intrinsic apoptotic signaling pathway in response to DNA damage; mitochondrial fusion; positive regulation of apoptotic process. Gene Ontology annotation, molecular function: protein homodimerization activity; channel activity; protein heterodimerization activity. NCBI's taxonomy places the organism in Eukaryota, Metazoa, Chordata, Actinopteri, Cypriniformes, Cyprinidae. The record is from RefSeq and is a predicted model, not a curated record. The transcript has 3 exons. The coding region runs from base 132 to 875 and encodes 247 amino acids.